This is a messenger RNA of Eimeria necatrix, 776 nucleotides long. Its product is annotated as U1 small nuclear ribonucleoprotein, putative. Gene Ontology annotation, cellular component: precatalytic spliceosome; U1 snRNP; U2-type prespliceosome. Gene Ontology annotation, biological process: mRNA splicing, via spliceosome. The annotation marks the transcript as partial. The record is from RefSeq and is a predicted model, not a curated record. The transcript has a single exon. Gene Ontology annotation, molecular function: mRNA binding; U1 snRNA binding. NCBI's taxonomy places the organism in Eukaryota, Apicomplexa, Conoidasida, Eucoccidiorida, Eimeriidae.
AUGGCAGCAAUUGGAAUGCCUCCGCACCUUUUAGCCCUCUUCCAAGCCCGCCAGCCCCUCGAGCCCCUCCCCGCGCUGAAGUCCAAACAGCCGCGCCCCUACCGCGGCCUCGCGGACUUCGUCAAAAAAUUCGAAAACGGCCCCGCGCCCGCAGCAGCAGCUUUUGAGACUCCGCGGCAGCGGCAAGAGAGAGCCAAGCGGCAGCGGCUGCUGCAGCACCUGCAGCAGCAGCAGCAGCAAGCAGCAGCCUAUAAACCAUUAGAAGAUCCCAGGAUUCAAGGAGACCCUUUUGCGACUCUUUUUGUCGGAAAAUUAAACUUCGAAACUUCGGAAAAGAAACUAAAAAGAGAGUUCGAGGUGUACGGACCCGUGAGGAGGGUAAGAGUAGUCCGCGACGCCCAAGGCCGCGCCCGCGGCUACGGCUUUGUGGAGUUCGAGAGAGACAGAGACAUGAAAGAAGCUUACAAGAAAGCAGAUGGAACAAAGAUAGAUGGAAGAAGGAUUUUAGUUGAUGUUGAGAGGGCCAGGACAGUUCCUGGAUGGCUUCCGAGGAGGCUGGGGGGGGGCCGGGGGCCCCCCAGGGGGGCCGGGAGGAACCAGCCGGACAUAAGUUCGUUGGUGGCGCAUAUAGCGGCGCCGCGGGAGGAGAAGGGGCGGGAGAGGGAGCGGGAGCGGGAGCGGGAGCGGGAGCGGGAGCGGGAGCGGGACAGGGAGAGGGAGAGGAGGCACAGGGAGGAUAGGAGGAGGAGCAGGAGCAGGAGCAGAGAAAAAAGGAG